GAACAACACCUCGACACUACUAUCUUAACACAUUUCCUGGCCUGCUUCUUUACGCGAUAUAGCUCUCAAAAUGAAACGAAGAAUUACAUAUAUUACCGCCGCAGAUGCGGAGUUCGACCCUUCAAAGCAAGCAAUUCUGAGCAAGGACACCUUAUCGAUCCGAGGUCUAGACGCAGCGAAAGAAGAGCGCUUCACUUUUAACUCAGCAGAGCUUCCAACCAAACUCUUAGAUAAUCUGCAUCAUACACGCGAACUUCAUAUACGAUGGAGUACCGAGCGAAACUACGACUCCGUGGCGCCGUUUUUGGCUCGCAUAUCUCCGGGUUUACAGGUUUAUCAUAUAUCGUCAAAUGAGAGCGAGUUAAGAGAGGAUACAGACCGAAUAUGUCCACUUGUUCAGAACCUAUUUGGAGAUGAUAUCAAAUGUAUAUCGCAAAAGAAAUCCUUCUCAGAGGCCCCAGUGCUAGUAGAAAGGUUGUCAUCGUUAUCGGCUCAACACACUCAAUUCCAUCAUAACCUACCCUCGAUCGACCGCUUUGUCCAAUUUAUCCGACACAGUGUUUGCGAUUUGACGGAUGUCCAAUGCGCCGAUAUUAUAUCGUCCCUUUCCUCGGCGGAUUCCAUUGCUAUCGACUACGAUGCUACAGCCGAUACAAUCACUCUUUCUGCAUUCUGGUCUCAGCCGCUCUCUGAUGUGGCCAGGUGGACGGAAGAUAUAAAUGUAGUUGGAUCGAGUGGGAAGGUCGAGGUCGGUCUACUUUCGAACGAGAAGUCUAUCGACGCCGAGGACCUUACGCUUGGGGGAUAUCUGGCAGUAGUGGGCCAGGAUAGCAAGCUAAAGCAUGCUACAUAUGUGUCGACAUUUGAAACACCAACUGGAUUACAUCCCACCAUGAAAAUCUCGAUAUCCCCGUCAGCGCUUGUUCAGCCAUCAGCUCCAGAAGACACCACUUGCGCUCUCCACACAUAUCUCACGCUUCCUUCGACCAUAUUUGCAGACAAAUAUCAACUGUCUACAAAAGAUCACUUAUUUUUGAAUUCACAUCAUCUUAAAGGGCUGCGCGCUGUAUCUGGUGAAACAGAUCUAGAGGCGCCUGAUUGGGUUCUACCGAGCUGGGGCUCCAAUCUACUCAUUGAGAUUGCCACGCCAAUAGAUAAUCAGUCCAUAAAUGAUAGUGACAGCUGGGAUGUCACUAUUCCGUUGCAUCUACGGUAUUUGAAGCCUUCGGAAAGCGGGUAUCGACCAACUUCCAUCCCGUGGCCGAUCGUCUUCUGGGCCUGCAGUGCUGAAGACACGGAGAUGGGUAUUAAUCCAUUUGACCGAGUUGAUCUCGGCUACGACAAGUUGUUCCCUCCAAAAACGUAUUUCUACCAUCUCCAUCCGGGGAUUGACACUGCCGAAAGAGUGCUCAUGCAGGAGAUACAGGUCCCGGUGCUGCGGGCAGCUACUGAGGGCGGACGAUUGUUUGGCGACGCGGGAUAUCAAGUAGAGCUCGGAACUGUGGCUGCUAUUUUGAUAGGGUUCACCUGGGUUUUAUGGAAGUUAGUGUCGAGUCUCAGAUCUGGGCCGCGGAAUUCAAUAGACGCGAAGAAAAGGAAAUAA
This is a messenger RNA of Talaromyces stipitatus ATCC 10500, 1603 nucleotides long. RefSeq lists its product as uncharacterized. The record is from RefSeq and is a predicted model, not a curated record. The transcript is spliced from 4 exons. Lineage: Eukaryota; Fungi; Ascomycota; Eurotiomycetes; Eurotiales; Trichocomaceae. Gene Ontology annotation, biological process: protein processing; GPI anchor biosynthetic process. The coding region runs from base 71 to 1603 and encodes 510 amino acids. Gene Ontology annotation, cellular component: glycosylphosphatidylinositol-mannosyltransferase I complex; endoplasmic reticulum membrane. Gene Ontology annotation, molecular function: mannosyltransferase activity.